CGCCCGGCCGCCAUGUUGUGCUAGCUUUACGAUCCGCGGCUGGCGGUCGGCCUCGACGAGAGCAGCUCCCGGCGUCGGGAGAGGUAGGAGGGUUGCGGGCUUUUCACGCCGCGGCCUGACAGGAUCCGACGCCAUGGCAGCCGCUCUGGGAGGAGCAGGAGCAGAUGAUGACUUUGAUCAUCAUAAGCCUGGUGCAGAAAGGUCUUGGAGAAGGAGAACUGGAGAUGAAGAUUUGGAUAGUGAAUUAGAGGAUGACUUGCUAGGAGAAGAUUUGACUGGCAAAAAGACUCCGUCAGAUAUGUCAGAUGAAGAACUGAAUGAUGAUCUUUUGCAAAGUGAUAAUGAAGAGGAUCAACAUUACAGUACUCAAGAUGUCGCUAUGAGUCUUAAUGCUGCAUCUAGCAUGGUUACAUCCUUUGAGCUGUCAGAGAAUGCUAAUGACCCAUCUAUUGAACAAGACUUGGAGUACGAACAAGGGGAAGAUGAAAUUGGUUAUGACAAAUCAGACAUGCCUGAAGAGUAUGCAGAGGAGUAUUCAGAAGGACAGUAUGAAGGCCAAGAGGCUGAGUUGACAGAAGACCAAAUAGACUAUGGGGAAGAUCAGGGUGAAGAAGAGAAUUAUAAUGAUGAAGUGCUGGAUCUUGAAAUCAAUGAACCUCUAGAUGAAUUUCCAGAUGAAGAUUAUAUGCAGUCUUUCAGUGAUCAGCAAGUAAUCGAACAACAGGAAUAUAUAGCUGAAGAAGGGUUAGAAGAGGUUGCUGAUACCCAGACACCUCCAAAUGAGUCAGAAGAGGCAGUUAUUGAAAAUCUGGAGUUUCAAGAAGAAACCAAAGAAGAAUCAGAUGAGGAGGAGGAAGAUGAUGAAGAGUCUGGUCGGUUACGUUUCAAAACUGAACGGAAAGAAGGAACAAUUAUUAGGCUAUCAGAUGUAACAAGGGAGCGAAGAAACAUUCCAGAAACUUUGGAACUUUCUGCAGAAGCCAAAGCAGCACUACUUGAAUUUGAAGAACGGGAAAGACAGCUAAAACAAGGGCGAUAUGGCUCCCGAAGAGGAGGAAGACGAGGAGGGUCAUUAAUGUGUCAUGGGCUGGGAGGACAAAGAAGAGACAACAAUGAAAGGGGAAGAAUGAAGGAUCACAGGCCUGCUUUGCUGCCAACCCAGACAGCUGUUACGACACAUUCAGACAGGAUAUUUCGUCAUCAGCAGCCCAUUAGGAAUCUUUUCCAGCCGCAGCAGCAGCAGCAACAGCCACAGCAGCAGCAGCAACAGCCACAACAGCUGCAGGGUCUGCUCCCCAUCCCCACUCAGCAUCAUACUCCACCCCCUCCCCCUCAAGGAAUUCAUAUGUCAUCCCAAGUAGAAACCCCAAGAAUACUGAUGACUCCUCCUUCAGUGGCAUCCCAGCAGCCCAAAAACAUACACAUAAAUCCACACUUCAAAGGAACUGUAGUAACACCUGUUCAAGUGCCCUUGCUGCCAGUCCCAACCCAGCCAAGACCUGCUGUAGGACCCCAGAGAUUUCCUGGCCCUCCAGAUUUUCAACAAAACCCUCCUGGACCUGUUCCUACCAACUUCAACCAAGCCCCACGACUUUCCCUCCAAGAUCAGUGGCGAGGGCCACCACCUCCUCUUCCACCACCACCUCCACAGGAGAGAGAACCUUUCUUCAUGGGAGAGCCAAGAUUCCCUGGUCACCACUUAUUUGAGCAACGGAGCCCCCCUCCGCCACCGCCCCCCCUUCUUAACAGUGCGCAUCCUGUGCCCAGUCAGAACCCGCUCCCAUUCAGCCAGCCUGGACCAGGUUUCAGUCAGCAGGGGCAGCAAGCCAUGUUUCCAAGAGAAAGGCUGGUAAGGCCGAAUCUGCAGCCUCAAGGCCCCGUGGGAAUUCUUCACUUCAGCCAGCCUGGAGCAGCCAAUGCACGGCCGUUUCUUCCUCCGAGGCAGUCCUUCCUGCAGGUCCCAGGGCAGCCGUUCUUAACCCCUCUCACCCAAGCAGGCAUGCAGGGCCCUUUGCACCCUCCUCUGCAGCCACAGCACCCGCAGCCACCACCGCAGCACCCGCAGCCGCCCCAGCAGCACCCGCAGCCACCCCAGCCUCACCACCAGCCGCAUCAGUCCCACCAGCAGCAGCACCACCUGCUGCCUGUGCCGCCCCAGCCACUGAUUCCGGUUGCCCCGUCCCAGUUCAGGCCUCACAUGCAGACGUCGCAGCAGCAGCCCAGCAGCAAUCGGAUGCAGUGCCAGCAGCGGCAAGGCCUGGUCAAGGCCAGGCAUAACACACCAGCGCAAAGCAUUGUAAAGCGUCCAAACCAGCAGCUCCAGUCAUCUGCUCCAAGGAAUAGUAAUUUGCGCGAAUUGCCAAUAGCACCUUUGCAUGCGAUCGAAGCCGCUAACAACCGACGAACUUCAGCUCCUGCUGCUCAAGUGAAACCUAUUACUAGCACCACAUCUGCUUUGAGGCCUGUCACAGGGGUCAAGAACCAACUAGGAAGGACUGAGACCAAGCCUAGAGUCAUUCCCAUGACUCAGCCUAAAAUGGAGGUCAAAUCUGAACCAGAGUUUCCUGAUGAGGAUGAAGAAACCAGACUGUACCGUCUGAAGAUAGAGGAACAGAAACGCCUCAGGGAAGAGAUCUUGAAACAAAAGGAGCUGAGGCGGCAGCUUCAGGCUGGGGCCCGCAAAAGAGAAUUGCUUGAAAGGCUUGCGCAGCAGCAGCAACAAGGCUCUUCAGCCCAACAGCAGGAGGAAGAAACUUCACAGCUGCCCACCAAUGGAAAUCCAUUGCUUUCCCUUCCUGGUGCACAGCCCCGCCAAAAUGUGAAAUGCAGGCUAAUGGUUAAAAAACAAGAGCCAGUCGUUCCAAAUUCCCCAGCUGUUCAGCCUAAGCCUAUAAACAUUCUCCAGGCUGGAGACAGUGUGCAAUUUCAAGGACAGCAAAUAAAAACAAUAAAGCAACUAAGGCAGGCUAGGACAGUGCCCGAAAAUGAGCUCCAGCUGCCCUAUAAAGGUUUGCAAGCAAAGCCGCCUGCUGCUGCGCACUUGAACCUGUCCCAGAUGGCUCGGGUGGCAUCGGUGCAAGGCCAACCUCAAGAGCUGAAGCCUGGGGUGAAAAGAACUGUCAUGCAGCGGGCAAACAGUGGUAGUGGCGAUGGGCCCCAUGUCGGCACCAAAGUCAGGGUGAUAAAAUUGUCAGGAGGGGGUGGAGAGAAUGUUGGCUUUUCUCAUUUGGAAGGACCUCCUCACCGGCUUCCACAGCCAUCAGAGCAGAGACAUCAGCCAAUGCGGAAGGUCACACUGACAAAGGGGACAGUGCAGCAACCGCAUCAGCCUCAUCAGCACCAUCUAUCACAGAUUCACUCUACAUUUCCUCAAGGACUAAAAAAUAUCCCAGGGAUACAUCAAGCAAAAAAGCAGUGUAUUCCACAUGGGAGAGGCAGGGGGAUCGCGGGCCAGAUGGGCCGAGGCCGCUUGAUGCCAAGCAAACCGAACCUGCGGGUGGUAGAGUGUAAACCUCAGCCCUGCGUCGUGUCAGUGGAAGGCCUCUCUUCGUCCACCACGGAUAUCCAGUUGAAAAACCUGCUCAUGUCAGUAGGACCCAUUCAGAGUUUACAGAUGUUGCCUCAACAACGAAAGGCCAUUGCAAAAUUUAAGGAACCUGCUGAUGCUUUAAAAUUUCAACAGAAGUUUCACAGGCACAUGAUAGAUCUCUCCCAUAUCAACGUGGCACUGAUAGUGGAGUGACCUACUGAGCAUAAGUUGUCUUAAAAUAAAGCAGGUUAUGGAGGAAGUCAGAAGGGUAGAAUCUCCCUGUAAUUUCUGGUGCCAGCUUUGCAGACUCCUUCUGAAACUUCAAAUUACUCUGUGACAACUGCUGACAGCAACAGCCUUGCUACAAAUGGAAGUUGAAUUUCAAGACUGAAAAAGAUCUGUCUUGAUUUUCUUUUACUGUAUUGAACAUACAGAACUACAGAUCUCAUGUGUGAAUAGUGUACACGGAUGUUUCCAGGUGAUAUACUGUGUGAUCACAAUGACUUGGAUCGAAAGAACAUUGACUCUUGAAAAGAUUUUUUUUAACGUUUCUUCUUAGAAAAGAAUAUUUGAUAAUGGUUGCCCUUAUCUUCAAUGUGGGGUGUUGAAAUCAGAAUGCACCCAUAAUCUAUUGUUUGUAGCUAAGCAUAUAGAUGCCUAUAAUAUAGAAUAAAAGUUGAGCUCUGUAAUUUGUUGAUUUUUUGCCAAGAGCUCUGAAGCUCAUUCUUGAAAGCUCUUAUUCCUAGUAAGAUGAAUAUAGUUCGUUGUGCAUAAAGUCUCGCUCAGUAUUCCCAGCAUUCUUUUCUUACCAACAUUACUUUGGACAAAUAGUCUCACCAGUCUGAUGGCCUUACACAAGAAGGAUUCUUAUUCACGUUCCGGAUUCUUGGAAAGACAUGUCUUUUAGCUUUCUCUUGUGCUUUCUUAGAGUGCUUGAAUGGCCAGGAAUUAACUGGUGGUGAGAAUGGGUACACAUUCAGGUCCAGGAGAUCCAUUUUGGGUAGGCUUGUUGGGAAGUGAGUCACUGGUGUUAAGUUUCAUAUUUAUUUUUUCUGUGUAAUGAUUGGCAGUAAUGCUUGAUAAUGGUAGAGUCUGCCAAAUUGCACUCCAGCACUGUUCCCAUGCCACCAGGUGAAUUAUGAGGACAUUUCCUCUCUGAGAUGUGGGCUAAUAUAAGAAUAUGUGCAGACUUUAGGGAAGUUCUGUUUUUAUACUAAAUAAGCUCUUUCCGCCAGAGAAAGGCGCUUGUUCCCUGUUUCCUUUAGCUAGUGAGAAGAGAGAACUUCUUUUACUCCUUCUAGAAAUCUGUUCAGCGUUAAUGUAUUUGAGGCCAAUAAACAUAGUCGGAGCAGAUUAUAAUUUAGCCAGCAAGUUUGAGCAUAUAGAAAAAUGAAGUAUGUUCUUUCUGGACUGCAGAUGAUGUGACAUUGGGCAGUAGCGAUAUUUCUUUUCUAAUCAUUCAAAAUCAUAUUCUGUAAAGAAGGCUUUUAAAACUGUGUUCCCAGUUAAUGAGAAGAUGUGGGAAUUGGCAGUAAGCAAUUAAGUUAUAAAAAUACAUCAUGUCUUUUAAAGGCAGAGCUUUUUUUCUCUCUACUGGUAAUAUCACAGUUAUAGCAUCAUUGGCGUAGUGUAGGGUGUGAAGGUACGUUAAAGACGUUUUAAUGACUAGCUAGUAAAAACCGUCUUCAUCCUUGCGGAGUAUCCUACCUUGAAUUUGACCAUGCCAUAGAGGUGAGUUUGCUAUCCUUUAUUAUUUACAGCUCUUAAUUUGUGUGUGUUAAGAAAACUGGGAUUUUAGUUUAUCGCGCAAUUUAGGUUAGCUUUUCUCUGCUUAGAAUUGUUUGAAAAACUAACAGUCCCUCAAGAUCAAAAGAGAGAAAAUAUCGUACCUUUACCCAUCUCAGGACAUGUUACAGUCUUUCCACAAAACCAAGAUUGCUAUGUAGGACUUAGGUUUAAAAUCACAUUUUUAAAAACCCUCAUGUCUUCACCGCACAGCUGAGGUGCAGCUUGUCCAUGACAAACAAGCACGAUGCACAGACAGUUCUGAGAACCGAGUAGGUUGGAAAAGUGAAUUCACUGCACGGAAUGUGGCAGCUUUAAAGAGCUGGGCUCAGUGGUUGGCAAGGCUGCAAUGGUUUGGCGGGAUUAAAUGCAACGAUGCUUGCCAGAAGAGGGGAUUUUAUAAUGCCCCACCUCUACAUCACAUUUGAGAUCCGAGGAAACUAUUUUUUUAUGUCAGCAGGUCUUUGAUUAGGCUGGCGAGAAGCUUAGGGAAUUGUGAGGGCUGGGAAUGUUAACUAAUGCUUGAAGGUUUACAACCUCUGUAUGUGGGAAAUCUGCUACGGUGUGCCGUUUAAAAUAAUGGUGUGGACUUUUGUGUGAUUUGUCUGAGGCCCAUCUCUCACACGAGAUGACAAAUGCCUCACGGGUGUAUAAUAUGUUCACCAUUUUGAUAGAGGGUAUUCUCUGGGAUGUGGGAAAGAAGAAGAAGAAGACUUGUGAUUUUCUCUCUCUCUCUCUCUUUCCAUAGCGAGCAGAAGGAAACCUGUCGUAUGGGUGAUAGGCACCAGACCUCUUGCUUGAAUUGCCUUUAGAUACUGUAAUACCUUGACUGAUUAAUGCUAAAUUAGAAAUGACUUUGGCAUGAUCAUAGUACUUUUGGUUCCUAAUUUUGAGGUGCCUUCCACAAAAGCAAAUCACAGUAAAAAUAGGAGACCCUGAUCUUUGCACAAUGCUUCCUGACCCAUCUCCACAUCUUUUUGUAGAAGAUCUGUUGCAACCAUUAUCUUGUUCUUUCUUUAUCAUGUGUUAUUUUAAAGAUGCAAAAUGCAGGCAUUGCAUUUAAUGUAUUAUGUAAAUACGAGACUUUUUAACAAAAUUUAAAUGAAGCUGUUCACAUGCUAAUAAUUUAGCCACAUGAAAGUUUAUUUGGUGGGUUGGGGGAGGAAGGCAGUUGUGUUGUCUUAUCAGAGUUGAAUGGAAAUGGUUCCAUAAAUGUUGCUGUUAUUAUUAUUAUUUUUGGUGUAACUCUUCUGUUUUUUAUAAAGAUGCCAGUAAGUCAAUACAUGUAUCUUGACCUGUGUAUUAUUUGUUCUGGAACUUCGGAAGCAUACAUUUGGUAUAGAUGUUUAGCCAGUGACCACUGUAUGUGGAAACUUUUUCUCUUAUAGAGAUAACUUUCAUUUAAUUUGGCAACAUUUUCUAGGUCAGUUUAGUUUUUAUACCCAUGCCAAUGAAAAAGUGUAGUCAAGUUAUGUGUGAUGCUGAAGUAUUCAUGACUUUAUAGUUCAAAGUUAAAUGGCCUCUAUGGUAUUCAUUAAUUCAUGUAUUUUUUAACAUUCAUUUUGGACAAGGUUGGAUAAUUUUAAUUUGAUAAGAAAUUAAAGGUAAUCUGCAUAAUGGUGUUUUUGUCCAAGCUAAAAUGAGGGUGAUUUUCUCUUGGUUCAGCUAUCGUGGGAAGAUUACAGAAAAUCUUCCCUAUAUAAGAAUUGUUUUUUACACUUCUUCAGAUUUUCAAAAGUUGUUUUGAAAUGUUGGUCAUAAAACAGAGAUGUUCAGCAGAAGUCAAAUUUAUAAUUAUUAGAAAUAAAUAUAUUUCUAGUGCUAGGACCUUAAAGCCUACAGAAAUAGUUAGAGUGUAUGGAGGUGGAUGUACCAAUUAUUUGUAGUUUGUAUCAAACUAGAUCGAACAGUUGAACUACCUAAUGACCAAGUAUUGGCUUUUAGAUAGCAGCCUCUAGGUGCUAGUAUGAAUUAUGUGGCAAGACCACUAUUGAAGAGACCUAGUGUGAGUUACAUAUCAGUGAAGGCUUAUAUAUAUCAAAUUAGAGUGAGUUGAUCAGCUUUAUGGGGAAAUGCCAGCAUAAGAUGACAUUUCUUCUUCAUUCUUCCGUGGUUUCUUGUUCUUCCAAAUAUGGCCCAAAUGGUGAAAUUAUGGGAUUGCUGUAUUCCUUUUCAGUGACUACUUUAAAAGGUACAGUGAAUGUUUCAUUACCAAGAGGGCUCACACACUGAACGUAGAAACCACAGAAGAAAUGAAAAGGCAAUGUUACCUUGUGGUGACACUUUUCAAAGUAAGAAUUGAUACUAGGAACUCUUCAGAGUUGAUCCAAAGGAGUUUUGGCAGCUUAAUGACUCUUGAUAUUAACGUUGCAGAAACUUUUAGCUGACAUCAGGAAGUCAAAUUAAUUACACCAUCUAUGGGAUACAUCUUAGAAGUUAGUUCACUUAUACUAAAUAUUUAUUUGAUAUACUCCUGUUUCAGUUUUCAUGAUUCUAUUCAUGAACUGUAUAGCUUUACUUGGUGCUACUUCUUAGAACUUUUUGUGGAUGUUCCCUAGUAUUAGAAAAACUAAUGAGGUGUGUUUUCUUAUCCAUAACUUUUCAGGUAGGCUCUUAGUAUCACAGGCAUUAUCCUUUCAUUAACUAGGCUGUCAGUCUAGCAUACUUAUGGAGGGGAAAUGCUCUUGUUCGCUUUUUUCCUUUGAUUGCCUGCUUAUAAACUUUCUCACUGUCUUCUAGGCUUUAUUUUGCAGCAGCCAUUUUGGAGAAAAGGAAGGGUUGGAGAAUUCUUUUAACUGGCAUCCAAGAUGGUGCAAAUGGCUUUUAAAGCCAUAACAUACCUCUGAGUUGCUAACUGGUUGAGGUGUAUCUACAUUAAGGUCACCAUUAAAUAGCAAAGAUCCAUACUGUUUACCAAAGUAUUGCAAAACUAUUUUAAAUCCUAAGGAUUUUGUGUAAGGUUAUUUGUAACCUUUUUUUUAAUCAUAUACAUUUAAUAACUUAUUACUGAUUAUGAGCCUUGGGCCCUAAUGUACAGAACAUUGAUUCAUAUUGGAUCUCAUGUAUGCCAUCUUUUGGUAUAAAUCUGGUUGGGAAGGAUCAUUUUUUAAUUGUGUUAUUCGAAGGAUAUAUUCCCCAGUUUCCAUACUCAUCUUUGGUAAUGCUACCCCUCUUCAUAUUAUGUGAGAUCUUUGGUUGGGAAUGUCAGGAUAAAAAACAAUAAAACUCAAUGUUGCCCUUUGCUAUUGGUUUAAAAACAUAGCUCACAAAAAGAAGACAAUGUGUUAACCUUUCCUCAAGGGAGAAAGUUCUUAAUGAAAAAUCUUUAAUGCACUCUGGCAAACGGGUAAGCAGGAUCCCCAAAACCAAUAAUGUUAAAUAGAUCAUCUAGUUGAAUGUUGUUGUUUUUUAAUUUGGUAAUAUAGAAAAUGUGUUUCUUCAGAGAAAUUAUUGUUAAUUAGGAUAAAAUUGUAUGGUUAUCUGCUGGAUGUAUAUGCAUAAUACUGAUCUUUUCUGUGAAGCAGGUUUGUUUCCUCUCCCAUUUUAUGUAACUGAAAAUGAAGAUUUACUUUUAAGUAACUGUAUAAUUUUCCUUUCAGAUAUAGGGAAAGGAAUUGAUUCCUGACUCUUUUCCAGAGCUUGACCUUGAAAUGAAUACUUUUUUUUUUUUUUAACAGGUGGAACCACUAUGUCAGACCCAUUCCUUUACAGGAGAUCUUCGAGUUUUCAUAUCUCAUUCAAUUUUAGCAUUGCUCUAGUUUUUUGGUGUUUUUUUUUUUGCUCAGUAGUUGUCUUAAUUUUAAAUCAUGUUUAUGGCGCUUUUCCGGUCAUGAUUUUUCAUUCAUUGUCCCUCUGUACCAAACUGUUAUAAGGGUUAAUCAAGCCAUCCAGGGAACGUCCCUUUCAGGUCCCAAUGUUCUACUGCCUUUGACCCAACUCUUUCCUAUCUCUUUCUUCAGUGUGAUGACACUCUCCAUCUUUGUUCCCUCUUUGCAGCUUGUUUUCUUUUUUAGGGAGAAAAAUAGAACCCAAUAAAUUAAAUUGUCUGUUGGGUCCUUAUUGGGCUAAGAAAAUUAUUUAGGACCUUGGGGCAUAAUUCUGAUAUGUGAUUAGCAUGGCAUAAAGCAGGAACAUGCAGCUUCUGUCAUUUCAAGGGCUUUUCUAGGGUUUGCACAGUUCAUUGAGGGCUACACUCCAAAAGUGGCCAGGGAGAGGGAGAGGGCAGUUUCAAAACUAUAAGAAGGGAAAGGUGUAUGUUGACCAUUUACAACCCUCUCCCCAUCUGAAAAAAAACAUAAAGGAGGGCAUUUUUUUACCCUCAUCAUUGCUAUAUGACUUCAUGAGAGGUAAGCAUAGCCCUCCUGCCCCUCAUUUGACUGUGCUCCAAUUGUCAUUGUUGACCCACAGUGCUAUAUUGCAGGCCAGUCAUUCAGUUUAGUACUAGAGUGUCCUGUGCCUCAUGUUGAAAUACUCAAUCUUCUUUCCCCUUUACCUCCUGCUUCUCUAGGUCUGGGAUAAAGAGAUCUUUUACUGUUUCAUCUUGCAGCAUAAAGAUUUUUGCAUUCAAAUAAAUUAUUUUACUACAGCGUAGCAGGCCAGAAAGGCAGGUAGAACAGAACAGUACUACCGCCUGACUUCUCAGAGGCACUAAACCUACCUCAAAAUAUCUGGAAUCAGAGCUGCACUCUUGGAUUCUGUUCUUUCAGCAAAUCAUGAAGUCACAUUCAGAAGAAUUAGUAGUCUAUGUCUAGCAUAGAUAACUUGCAGCUAUCCAGUCUAGAUACGUUGGGAUUAUAACAUUUGAGAACUAUAAUCCCGACACAUCUAGAAGAUGCCAGAUUGAGAAAGGCUGUUCUUAGGGAUCCACCUCUUUAUACCAAACCCUGACACAGAAUCCAUCAAGUUCUGUGACUGCUGUCUUUAACAUCAGUGGCCAGCAAAUUGGGUGAUUACUGCUAAUCUUUCGUUUAGAAAUCCACUGACUAGUUUCAUUAAUGGGGCACUACAUACCAAUAUAGGGAUAUGCAAAAUUUAUCACAUUUAGACCAUUCCAGAGAAUUCCAGAGUAUUCUCUUUCCCUCCAGACCAUGCCACACAUCUAAACCAUGAUGUUCCUGUUUCUUCUGGAACAUAAUGUUUGGAACCCCUUGAACAGCUUCUGGCAUGGAAGAUUUAUGUCUGAAAACCACAGAACUGCUCCCAGGGUCAGUGUGGUUCAGUGGAAAGCAGAACACACUGCAGUUCUCUGGAAUGGUCCAUUCCAGAUAAUGAAUUUUGCACAUACCAAAACUGAAGAUGUUUCCUUGUGUGUGGACCUGAGUACUUGUAACUUCUUAACCUAUACUAAUAUUUUUUCCUUUACAGGUUUUCUCCUUUUUUUAGGAGCAAUUUGUGUUCUGGACAACUGGAUAAUCUAUUUAAUAAGAGUUUGUUUAUGUGUAUUUCUUAUCCGUAAAGGAAAGUGGGACCCGUCACUGUUCCAGCAGAAACCCGUCUUACUAAUCUUUUCCUUUUCUUUUUUUUU
Molecule: messenger RNA, 10838 nt
Organism: Python bivittatus (Burmese python)
Lineage: Eukaryota; Metazoa; Chordata; Lepidosauria; Squamata; Pythonidae
Gene: RBM33
Product: RNA binding motif protein 33
Molecular function (GO): RNA binding
Source: RefSeq, a predicted model, not a curated record